UUGAUCUGUUUAAUGACUGAUUCUUAUGUCCUUUAAUUAUUAAAGAGCUAUUCCUCAUAUUUCUUGCUGAAAAGAAAUGUAGUGACGAGGUUCCAUAGCUAAAAUCCUGGCUUGUGCCGUGUGACAUUUACAUGCUGGCUUUCUCCUCUCACCACUGUGCUGUCUGAACGGUCCACGGUGUUGUCAAUUUUUGCUGUGGGAUGACAAUGUCAGUAAAACAAGGAUUCCCACUGACUCCUAUGGCAACAUCCAAGUCGCCCAGAGUUCCACUUCAGCAGCUGACCUCCAGUGGGCCCACGAUUAUGAAAGUGGCAGUGACUCAGAUGCAGAUCGACCAGAUCCCGAUCUUGUCCUAGACGAUCUGGCAAGCAGACGCUUUCACAGCCCCACACCAGCUCCUCCCACCAACUUUGCUCUGCCCAUCAGUCCCCUGGCAAAGGGAAGGCUGCCUGGACCGAAAGCAGGCCCCUGGCCCAAGGUCACUAUGUCUCCAAGUGUUCUCCCUCAGGAAAAUGUGACCUGCUACAGCAAAAGCGGGAAAGUGCCGCCACCCAAGCACGGCUCUGUGAGGGUGGACCACCGCCGAGCUGUGCACACUAACAGCCUGUUCAGGGACAUUUAUGAUGACUCUGAGGAUGAGGACGAUGAGGUGGGCUAUGCUGACCCAGUCCAAGAUGAUCUCUAUGCCCGUAAGAUGGGUAUCAAGCCCCAGCCUGUGAGCAGCGUGUCGUACGACAAGUUUUUACCUAAAUUCUGGACACCUGAAGAAGACGUUCAUGUGCAGAUGAUCAAACAGGGCUCUCAGAGGAGACCCUGGUACAAGAAGAUGCAAGGUUUCAGCCGUGAGAGGUCGGGCUCUUCAUCAGAUGAUUCAGAGUGCAACAUCAGUCCUUGGCUGUCCUCUGCCCCCUCUCGUUCUGGCCCACCUCCCUCUCACUCCCACACACACGAGGCCUCGGCUCAAGCUACCAUUGUUGUUGGGAAAAGGUUGAUACAGCUGCAUGACUGUGAUGAUGCAGGAUUGUUCAAGCAUCAGAUUGUUCCACACAUUUCCCCACAGCCCCCCAAGAUACAGUUCUCUUUAUUAGAGACCCCUCCACUGGUAUUUGCCCCUGUGGACCCGACAUCAGGUCCCAGGCUGGUCAAAUGUGAGAGAUGGCCACUCCUGGGGCGCCAAGACCCCCGGGAAUCAAUGGAUCCCUUUGAUUAUGAAAGUAUUUGCCCCGAUUUGGAGAAUGAUGACAUGUUUACCAGGCGAACCCUGGCAUUUAGGUCCAACACAGACCUGGCUAUGGUGAAGACUCAGCUGUCUGUUAACCGCCGACACUACACAUCUGAGCCACAAAUCAAUAUUGUUACCCAGCAAUGUCGUAGCGGAGACACUGAGGAAACUGAGUUUCCCGACAUAGAGGAGGACGAUGUCGUUUAUCGUAAGGAGAAGACUCAGCAGGCUCAGCAGCAACGACCGCUGUCAGGAGCCCCCGACAACUACGCUCCCAUGUCCAUCCCUGAACCUUGGGCUCUUCCUCCUAAACUUAAAGCCAGACUUCUCUGCCCUCCAUGUCCUCUGACUCAAGAAGCAGCACCAGCUAACAAGAACGAAGUUGAUGAUGAAAUGCAUCCUAAAACUGAUGACAUGCUAAUUCGAAAGCUUGGAAAUUAUUCUGAUCAGAGUCAGAUGUUGCUAAGAGGCCCAUCAGCUGCUUACAUGACACCCUCUGUGCCUUCCUCCUGUAGCAAAGGGGACCUGCAGAGGUGGCAGGAAAUCAGAGAAGCAAGUCAAUUAAGAUAUAAGAAGAAGCUUUUGGUGGAGAGGCUAGCAGCACUGAAGCUGUAGGAGCAGGUUGAUGCUAGAGUGCCUGUUAGUUUCUUCUGACUCUGUAGACUUUUUUUUUUUCCUAUUUUUGUCCUUUUUUUGUUGUUUCUUUAUCAUUUCAUGCUAUUACAUGUCUGGCAUUUUUGGAGUCCUCACAGUCAGCAAUUAAAGUUGACAGUCACUAGCAGGCACUUGCAUUCACUGGAUCACAGUGUUCAAUAUAGUCUUUGUCAAAACUAUAGUAUAUUUCAUUUAUAAAAUGGAUGGUUUGUACAUGCAGUGUGCCCGGAUUGUACAAUAAACCAACUGCUGAUGUGUGUUGCAUGAUUUGUGAACAAAUAAGUAUAAACUUUUCUUUGACCAAAUGAUCUGGUAGAUCACGAGAAGACCAUACACAAAAUGUGUUUGUUUUUUUUCCCUGCAAAACUGAGUUUGCUUAUGAUUCGAAAAGAAAUAUUCAUGCCAAAUAAAGAAAAAUCAGCAACAUCA
Messenger RNA from Melanotaenia boesemani (Boeseman's rainbowfish), 2305 nucleotides. RefSeq names its product LIM domain only protein 7-like. The transcript is spliced from 4 exons. The record is from RefSeq and is a predicted model, not a curated record. Gene Ontology annotation, biological process: regulation of signaling; regulation of cell adhesion. Lineage: Eukaryota; Metazoa; Chordata; Actinopteri; Atheriniformes; Melanotaeniidae. Bases 485 to 1837 code for a protein of 450 amino acids.